ACUGUGAGCUACUAGCACAAGGGUGGAAGAUAGCUUUUGCAAUACUCGGCUCACAUGUGCUGAAAGUCAUCUGUCUUCAACCCUCUCCUGGCCUGGUCAACACCCUGAUCAGGGCUGUGUGAACGAGCUGUAGCAUCUCUUCUGCUUGUGAGUGAUUUGCCACCUCAUUCCGUAAGACUGGCACCUGCCGAGAUGCAGACUCCGAGGACCCCGGGGAAGCGAGGCCGGCCCCCACUGCACACCACGCCUGGGAAGAUGGCCGUUCAUAAUCUUUAUUCUGUUUCCACUGCUCCUUUACCAGCCCUGAAGAUGCCAAAGAAAAGAGGGCGGAAACCUGGGUACAAGCUCAAGCCUCCAGUUCUCAUGACUCCAUUAGCCCUCUCACCUCCGCGGAGCACCCCAGAGCCGGACCUCAGCUCCAUCCCCCAGGACGCAGCCACCAUACCCAGCUUGGUGGCAGCGCAGACUCUCACAGUCUGCCUCUACGUCAACAAGCAGGCCAACACGGGGCCGUACCUGGAGAGAAGGAAGCUGCAGCAGCUCCCAGAGCACUUCGGACCAGAGAGGCCGGCAGCCGUCCUGCAGCAGGCCAUCCAGGCGUGCAUCGACUGCGCCCACCAGCAAAAGCUGGUCUUCUCCUUGAUCAAGCAGGGCUUCAGUGGUGAGCUGGUGGCAGUGUCUGCCUCCUUUGAUGGAAAGGAACACGUGAGGAGCGUGUCAGUGGUGAACAGCAUUGGCUACGUCCUUCGCUUCCUGGCCAAGCUGUGCCGCAGCCUUCUGUGUGACAGCCUCUUCAGCCACCAGCCCUUCCCGGGGAGCCCUGGGGCCUCUGAGAAGGCCCAGGACAGAGAGGAUGUGAGAACAGACUUGGCCAAGACCGUCGUCACCGAAGAGUGCCUGGCGAGCCCCGUGGGCAUGCACCGCUGCAGCGCGGACCCGCGCACCUCCACCUUCACCCACAGGGGCUCCUUGACCUCCUCCUCCAUCUACUGCAAGAGGCUGACCUCUGGAGAUGGCCACCUCGGGGGAGGCCCAGCCUCCACCUCCAGUGGUCCCCGUGCCAGCCCCGUGUCCUCCGGGGGUUCCUCCACGCUGAGGCCCCUGGCCUCCAGCCCCAAGAGGAAUGGGACCUCCGUGGAAGGAAACCGAUGUGCCUCAAAGCCUUCUGCAGAUGGACGAGAGGCCAGGAGACCAAGGAGCAGAAACCCUUCCACCUGGACAGUGGAGGAUGUUGUCUGGUUCGUGAAAGACGCCGAUCCGCAGGCCCUGGGGCCUCACGUGGAGCUCUUCCGAAAGCACGAGAUUGAUGGCAAUGCUCUCUUGUUGCUGAAGAGUGAUAUGAUGAUGAAGUACCUGGGUCUGAAGUUGGGACCCGCAUUGAAACUCUGCUACCACAUUGACAAACUAAAGCAAACUAAGUUCUAAUGCUUUUCAAAAGAUAGAAGCAAAGCCCUACACCUCACAUCUCAACUUGGUCUUCUGCCUUACCAAUAUCCAGCAAACAACACGAAAUAGAUUCUCCUCCUCAAAUUAAGUGGAUAUAUAUAUAUAUAUAUAUAUAUAUAUAUAUAUAUAUACAUAUAUAUAUAUUCUGUCUUUGCCUUUAAAACAAAUUCAGUGUGGCUCUUUUUGAAAGAAUUGUCUGUGUUAAUUACUUAUCAAAAAAUUACAAAAAGAUGGUUAUUUUUAGCAUUCUUGGUAUCUUGGUUGCUGUUGGCAUGGGUGCUAUUUGUAUAAUGAGAGAGAGGGGAAAUGAAUGUCACCUACGCCUACCGCCAACUUCCACUCUGACUCGGCACCUAUUUUCCUAAGCCCUGCCAGUGGAAGCUGUCUCUUCAAGAUGAUGGCCUCACCUUGCACUAUCUGGAAAACUUGAAUUCUUUUUGCUCUCCAAGAGCUUUUCUGGUCCUACCUAUCUGAAGUUCUGUAUUUCCCCACUAGGGGGCAGACUGCUAAUGAAAUUCCAGGUCCUGCUGAAGGCAAGUGGCAGCUUAUUCAGAAUGCAGAUUUUCUGUACAAGCUCUAGCCUAUAGAGAAACAGGGGAUUUAUCCCACAGUCGGCACCACAGAUUGCAACUUGGGAAGAAAUAAUCAUCAAGAGAGUUCUAGUGCAUAUCCAGUGUACUGACUGAUGCCUGAGCAGCAAAGACAAGAAUUUGGAAGCGUGCUGGCACCAGAUGGGGCCUUGGAGUCCCUUUCCUGCUGAAGUCCUUACCCAAGCGUUGAUGUGUUGGCAUGCUGAAGAAUCUUAGUGACAUUUAGCCAUGGUGUUUUCUUGGAAAAAAAAAGAAGAAAAGAAAGAUGUCUCAAUGGAGCUUCGCAAUGGGAGAGUGUUGAUUUCUCGUUACAUGGCUGAAUUUUGUAGUUGUAUCUGUGGCUAAUUUUUCUAGUCCUCAACAAAUACACAGACAUGCUAUUACUGGGUUUAAUUUAAUUUACAAAUAGGUUCUCCUUUCAUGCCGUGGAGUAAUAGAAAAAAAUUGAUUUUCUUCUGCUUCGCAGCUGUGUCCAGGGAAAGACUAUGAAUCCACUUGCCAGGCAGGGGUGACCCCUUCGCCGCAUUCUCUACACCCUUCUCCUCUCUCUCUCGUUCUCUCUCCCUGUUUCCCUCCUUUUGCUCAUGGAACUGGAAACAUAUCUUUCACACAAAGCCACUUUGGCAAAGGCAAAUGCCCUUCCUUAAUGCAACAUCUUUAGAGAUGGCAAUGAGGGGAACAAAUCCCGGAACGGGUAGAGGAGGACUCAUGACUCUGUUAGCCAAGUAUGGAUCAGAGAGGGCUGCGGCCUGAGCAGGUCUCAGAUGGUGAGGGGGGCUGGGCAGGAUCUUAUCUCCUGUGCUGGGAUCAGCUGCCCUUUGCUGAACCUAAUCCUCACACCUCCAGAACAGCCAGCCAUGGGUAGGUCUUCAUGGUGACACUCUCCAUCAGUUUAGGAAAAGAAAUAUUCCAUGCCAAGCUGUG
This is a messenger RNA of Dipodomys ordii (Ord's kangaroo rat), 2960 nucleotides long. RefSeq names its product sex comb on midleg-like 4 (Drosophila) (gene Scml4). The record is from RefSeq and is a predicted model, not a curated record. NCBI's taxonomy places the organism in Eukaryota, Metazoa, Chordata, Mammalia, Rodentia, Heteromyidae. The transcript has 8 exons. Gene Ontology annotation, molecular function: protein binding. Bases 193 to 1425 code for a protein of 410 amino acids.